Bombus pyrosoma is the source of this 2244-nucleotide messenger RNA. Its product is annotated as glycine-rich cell wall structural protein-like. The record is from RefSeq and is a predicted model, not a curated record. The transcript has 4 exons. NCBI's taxonomy places the organism in Eukaryota, Metazoa, Arthropoda, Insecta, Hymenoptera, Apidae. The coding region runs from base 94 to 1980 and encodes 628 amino acids.
UUACAGGAAGAACCGCGGGUAAUCAGAGUGGGAGGAAUGAUAUAAAGAUGAGCGUCUUGCGAACGAUCGGAAUAGAAGAAUCGAUCCUACAACAUGUGGAGAUAUCGAACGAUCGGGCUUUUUGCCUUGCUGGCUCUUCUCUGCAUUGACGCACAAGCUGCAGAGACCAGAGCGAAACGUAACCCUCACGGAUUUCACGAUGCAGCCGCUAGUAGCAGUUUCCUGAAAUCUCUCGCUGGUGUAGGUGGAUUAGGUGGUGGAUUUGGCGGAGGAUUUGGCGGAGGUUUCGGCGGUGGUGGCGGUGGUGGCGGAGGUGGAGGUGGUGGCGGAUUUGGUAGUGGUGGAGGAUUCGGUUCUGGUGGUGGUUUUGGUGGUUCUAAGGGAGGACCUGGCUGCCAUACCGGCGGUUGCGGUGGCCACGGCACUAGUGGUGGUGCCGGAAGUGGCGCAGGAGGUGGUGCCGGAGGUGGUGCCGGAGGUGGUGCCGGAGGUGGCCUAGGCAGUGGCCUAGGAGGUGGCCUAGGAGGUGGCCUAGGAGGUGGCCUAGGAACUGGCUUAGGAGGUGGACUAGGAAGUGGCCUAGGAGGUGGCCUAGGAAGCGGCCUAGGAGGUGGCCUAGGAGGUGGAGCUGGCGGGCACGGUGCAGGAGGGCACGGUGCAGGAGGGCAAGGAGCAGGAGGGCACGGAGGAGCUGGCGGUCGCCCUGGCGGCGGUGCCGGAGCAUAUGGUGGCUCCGCAGCUGGAGGUGGCGCUGGAGGAUACGGUGGUUCCGGAGCUGGAGGUGGCGCUGGAGGAUACGGUGGCUCCGGAGCUGGAGGUGGUGCUGGAGGAUACGGAGGAUCUGGUGCUGGGGGUGGUGCUGGUGGUGGGGCUGGAAGUGGUGCUGGAGGUGGCGCUGGAGGUGGUGCUGGAGGAUACGGAGGAUCUGGCGCUGGGGGUGGCGCCGGAGGAUACGGCGGCUCUGGAGCUGGAAGUAGCGCCGGGAGUCAUGCGGGGUCGACUGGAGUAGUAAAAACUGGUGGAUAUGGUGGCGCAGGCGGCGGAGCUGGAAGUGGUGGUUACGGUAGUUCAGGUGCCGGUGGUGGUGCUGGCGGACGCGGUGGUGGAGCUGGAGGAUAUGGUGGUGCAGGCGCCGGUGGUGGAGCUGGAGGUUAUGGUGGCCUAGGCGGUGGUGCUGGUGCUGGCGGACACGGUGGCGCCGGUGCUGGAGCUGGAGGUUACGGUGGUUCAGGUGCCGGAGGUGGCGCAGGCGCCGGUGGUGGUGCAGGCGCCGGUGGUGGUGCUGGAGGUUAUGGUGGCCUAGGCGGUGGUGCUGGUGCUGGCGGACACGGUGGAGCAGGUGCCGGAGGUGGAGCUGGCGGAUUUGGCGGAGCUGGUGCUGGAGGUGGAGCUAGUGGACACGGCGGCGCAGGUGCCGGUGGUGGAGCUGGAGGAUAUGGCGGCGCAGGCGCCGGUGGUGGAGCUGGGGGAUAUGGUGGUUCAGGCGCCGGUGGUGGUGCUGGCGGAUACGGUGGAGCAGGUGCCGGAGGUGGAGCUGGAGGAUAUGGUAGCGCAGGUGGCAAAGGUGGAGCUGGUGGCUAUGGUGGAACAGGUGGUCUAGGCGGAAGCGGUGGUUAUGGUGGUUACAGAGGGUCAGGUGCCAGUUCCAGUGCCAGCGCCAACGCCAACGCCAACGCGAAUGCUUACGCAGCUGCGAGUGCCAGCGCUAGUGCACAUGCUCUUGCUAAUUCAAAUGCGCAUGCAUCCGCUACUGCGAACGCAAACGCUGGUGCCGGCCUCGGAGGAGGAUACGGCGGUUAUGAUGGUUACGGUGGUCCCGGCGGACAUGGAGUCGAUCUUUUUUCCCGUAUGGGCGAUAUCAACGAAGGAGUAAAUAAGAGCGGAGGCGUGGACAAAGCCAAAGGUGUCUACAGCAGUAGCGCAGCCAACAUCGAUUCUACUGGAAAGGGAUCGUACAAAGUAUCGGCUGGAAAAGUCUAAAUGGUCUUACCGCAGGAGGUUGAAGUCGACUUUUAGGAUGGAAGAUGAACCAGAAUUUGAUCUGUGAUCAAAGGCUUGCGCGGGGCUCGAUUCGCGUAUCGCUAUUUUUACUGUUUAUACCUAGUCUGUCUUUAUUGUAUUCGAUGAAUAAAAUGCGUGAGCGAGUCUCGCGUAGCGCUAAACCUUUAAAAUACCUCCUCUUUAAAAUAGCAGAUUCAUAUGACGUAAACUGUGCAGUUCGAAUAAACGAUUCAUUCUUACUUA